CUGCUUUGCUGAGUAUGAAGCAUUUCGCGGUGGAUGCCUGUCUAUCAUUAUUUCUAAAACAAUGAAGCCAGGUACAACAUAGGUAGCAGUACAGCAGGCUUUCCUGCACCAUGCUGCCAUGUCCACACUCCUAGAUGGAUCAUCUGUGGGGUUUUAGCUGAAUCAUGAAGGAAACUAAAACAGCAAACAGCAAAGUGCAGCUUGAGUACUAAAAACAGCAGUCAGCUGAUGAGCUAAAAGAUUGGGCAGUGCUUACAUAUCCUGGAUUAUAGCUGAAAGUGUAGCAUGCAGGCCAUAGAAAAUGCAAGUUCUCUGUGUGUGGAGACUGCCUGUGAUCUCCCUGACAGUGCUAUAAACACUGAUGAAGCCAAGGGGCUACACAGUCUGGGCUCUUUUCUCUUCUGAGUCUCCUCAUCAUUAUUAUGGAGCCAAACAGUCCUAAAAAGAUCCAAUUUGCUGUGCCAUUAUUUCAGAGUCAAAUAGAUCCUGAAGCAGCUGAACAGAUCAGGAAAAGAAGGCCCACACCAGCAUCACUAGUUAUUAUGAAUGAACACUCACCCCCAGAAAUAGAUGAGAAGAGAAAGAACAACUCACAAGGAGAAUCACAGAACGCCUCCCCUAAGCAAAGAAAGCAGAGUGUGUACGCUCCUCCUGCCAUCAAAGGCAGUGAACAGGCAGAUUCUAUUAAAUGUAAUGGUAAUCACCACUCCUCAGGCACCACACAGCAGCAGAGAGUAACUGAGGCAGAUGAUCAGCUUAUGAAACCAAGGCGGAAAGAUACACCAUUUCAGCACCAAGCACCGUUUGUUCCAGGGGUUAAACAUCUGAAAAGUCAGAACGACUCAGCAUUCCCAGAGGAAGAAGAGAGUGUCAAUGAAAGAGAAGAAGAAUGGGACCAUUAAUUAGCAUUGGGCUUGUGUAAGAAAGGUUAUUGAGAAUAACUGAACUGCUAAACUUUCCAUACUUAACAUGGAAUUCCAUUGCUUGUGUUUCUGAAACAUUCUUCAUCUCACAACUCCAGGCACACAUAGCAGGAUGCUUUCCAGGGAGCAUUCCUUGACUGGAUUUUACAGCACUCUGCAAACUUGUCCUGUGAUACUUGUAACUGAAGAUAAACAUUUAUUUUACAGUCAUUUUUCUUUCCUUUUUUAUGACUUAAAAAUGUAAUUUGCAAACAUGUUAGUAAUCUAACUUCGGUACUGCCAGAGCUUAAUUACUGAAUGUGAUCUGUACUCCAAGACUUAUUGUAAA
Messenger RNA from Mauremys reevesii (Reeves's turtle), 1251 nucleotides. RefSeq names its product protein phosphatase 1 regulatory inhibitor subunit 1C (gene PPP1R1C). The transcript is spliced from 9 exons. The record is from RefSeq and is a predicted model, not a curated record. Gene Ontology annotation, cellular component: cytoplasm. The coding region runs from base 423 to 902 and encodes 159 amino acids. Lineage: Eukaryota; Metazoa; Chordata; Testudines; Geoemydidae. Gene Ontology annotation, molecular function: protein phosphatase inhibitor activity. Gene Ontology annotation, biological process: intracellular signal transduction.